Messenger RNA from Bubalus bubalis (water buffalo), 936 nucleotides. RefSeq names its product olfactory receptor 6C2-like. Bases 1 to 936 code for a protein of 311 amino acids. Gene Ontology annotation, biological process: G protein-coupled receptor signaling pathway. The record is from RefSeq and is a predicted model, not a curated record. The transcript has a single exon. Gene Ontology annotation, molecular function: G protein-coupled receptor activity; olfactory receptor activity. Lineage: Eukaryota; Metazoa; Chordata; Mammalia; Artiodactyla; Bovidae. Gene Ontology annotation, cellular component: membrane.
AUGAGAAACCACACAUCAGUAUUCAGUUUCAUCCUCCAGGGAUUAACUGAUAACCUACAAAUGCAGAUUUUGACUUUUAUAUUUCUACUCAUCACAUACAUGUUGAAUAUAAUUGGAAACCUGGUCAUCAUAACCCUCAUAUUAGUGGAUUCUCACCUUAAAACUGCGAUGUACUUUUUUCUCCAAAAUUUUUCCUUCUUAGAAAUCUCAUUCACUUCUGCCUGCAUUCCUAGAUUCUUAUAUAGUAUAUUAACAGGAGACAGGACCAUUACUUAUAAUGCUUGCCUGUCCCAACUAUUUUUUACAUAUAUGUUUGGUAUAACAGAAUUCUUUCUCUUGGUCACCAUGUCCUAUGAUCGCUAUGUAGCCAUCUGCAAACCCCUGCAUUACAUGACCAUCAUGAACCACAGAUUCUGCAAAAUGCUUAUCUUCUGCUGUUGGAUAACCACUUUCUUAAUUGUUUUUCCACCGUUUUGCUUGGGACUGAACCUGGAAUUCUGUGACUCUGUCAUUGAUCACUUUUUUUGUGAUGUUUAUCCACUCCUGAAGAUCUUAUGCUCAGAUCCAUGGUUCAUGGAAGAGAUAACUCUUGUUUGCUGUGUGUUGAUAUUUAUCAUGACUCUUACAUGUGUUGUUCUGUCCUACAUAUGUAUCAUCAGAACAGUUCUAAGAUUCCCCUCUGCUCAGCAAAAGACAAAAGCUUUUUCCACCUGUUCUUCCCACUUUAUUGUGGUUUCUAUCACCUAUGGCAGCUGCAUUUUUGUCUAUAUCAAACCUCCAUCAAAAGAUGAAGUGACUAUUAAUAAGCAAGUAGUAAUACUUACGACUUCCAUUUCCCCCAUGUUAAACCCAUUUAUUUAUACUCUGAGGAACAAACAAGUGAAACAAGCAUUUAAAGAUUUACUCAAAAGAAUUCUACUGGUCUCAAAGAACUAA